Asterias rubens (European starfish) is the source of this 1442-nucleotide messenger RNA. RefSeq names its product tubulin epsilon and delta complex protein 1-like. The coding region runs from base 77 to 1375 and encodes 432 amino acids. Lineage: Eukaryota; Metazoa; Echinodermata; Asteroidea; Forcipulatida; Asteriidae. The transcript is spliced from 7 exons. The record is from RefSeq and is a predicted model, not a curated record.
AUUUAGGCGACGAUUUUAAAACAGUGACUUAUUUUAGAGAAAAACUUCAGAUAAGUUCAGGGCAGUCUAUUAGAUUAUGGCAUCCUCAAGGUCAUCAGCCGGACGGCCGAGGGACGCCAUCGGGUCUCUAUGUCAACUCCUGAAUCUUAAAGGAAUUACCGGACUUACCCCAGAGAUCUUCAGGCAGGCCAAGUUCAACAAACCAGAAGCUGUUGCUCCUUUAUGGUCACUCCUUUACUCCCUCGCCCACUAUAACACCCACAAGUGCAUCCCAUCUAAGAAAGACGCAACACGCCACGCAACACCAACUGACCUCAUCUCCUCAACAAAGCACACCAUGUGGGUAGAGGGUUAUCGGUGUUACAAGCUAUAUCGCCUCCCAGAUGACAUGAGUGGGGGAAGUCGUGAGGUGCUUCUUGCAUGCGCCUGGCUCUUGGCCAAGACGGAUAUCUUAGCUGAUAUCAUUCUCGAUGACAGGGCGAUGGCGGUAGCCGACACGGCGCACCUACACCUUGAGGAGGUCGCGAAGGCCAUGACGAGGACGAAAGGAGCUAGUCACUCGGGUGACACGCCGCUGAGUGACUGCGCUAAGAGGCUGGGGUGGAUGGUCGGACGAUGUAGAAUGGCAAUGAGGCGCUUAUACGUCCAACAACAGGAAUUUUGUAGCCUCACUCACCAGAUUCACGUAGCAACCCAAGGAUUAAGUGUUUCCAUGGAUACCUCGCAUCUGUCGCCAUUAGAAACCUUCAUCACCAGGCAUUCAGACCAACUCAAGACACAUUAUGACUUCUUAGAGACAGAGCAAUCCAGACUUCACAUCUGCAUCCGAUGGCAGGAGCAACAACAAACCUUCUGGCAAUGGAUGGAGAGUGUGCUAGACGCAAAGCUUCAAGACACGUCAGAUGAACUAGAGGAAGAACAAGCUGAUGAUUCCACCAGACCUAAUUCCUCAUCGAGGUCAGGUGAUCUCAUGGAGAUCCUUAUCGAUCUGGAAGGAUGCACUCAGCAACUUGAAUGCCUCGUUGACGAUGAUGGCUCUCCUGAAGAUGCUAGAUACACCUCUAUGUCCUUGAUUGCAGAAGACGUCAGAUCCAGACUCGCUCCACCUCCCACAGCAACUUCAACAAGACGACACUCUCAUCAGACUACCAGGUUCCAUCUCACAAGCAAACAAUCUAAAGCGCCCUCUGCAGCUCAGAGUGAACCAAUCGAUAGAAUCCAUAUCCAGGACGAGAUCACGAGACUCUCGGCGGUCGUCGAGCAAUUGAAAGUGGAGUUGGAGGACCUGAGGGAAGGCCAUCGGUGUCGGAUUGAGGACUUGACCUCUGUGCUCCCUGACGCUGUGUGUAUUCCUCCCAUGGGGUCAUCAAGAUGACAUGACAGGCCCUCCGUCGAUUCUACGUCCUAGACCGAGCCUUCUAGUGACCAAACUUAACCUGGCC